Molecule: messenger RNA, 915 nt
Organism: Prunus armeniaca (apricot)
Lineage: Eukaryota; Viridiplantae; Streptophyta; Magnoliopsida; Rosales; Rosaceae
Source: the annotation of a GenBank genome assembly
AUGGAACAGAUCCAGCAUAGACAUGUGCAAGUGAGAGGUCCAAAAGUGGUGCUUUUCUUACAUGGGUUUCCUGAAAUAUGGUACUCAUGGAGGCAUCAAAUGGUUGCUGUGGCAAACAAAGGCCACCGUGCCAUAGCCAUUGAUUUCAGGGGCUAUGGACUUUCUGAGCAGCCAGCUGAACCAGAAAAGGCAACCUUCAAAGACCUUGUUGACGAUGUUGUUGCCCUUUUGGAUUCUUUGAGCAUUGACAAGGCUGUCCUUGUUGGGAAGGAUUUUGGAGCUUUCCCUGCAUACGUAAUACCUUCUCUCCACCCACAGCGGGUAUCGGGCAUGAUAACAGUAGGUGUUCCUUUCAUGCAACCAGAUGCCUCUCCUGUCCAAUUUCAUCUCCUCCCAAAAGGAUUCUACAUGCCAAGGUUGAAGGAGCCAGGGCGGGCAGAAGCAGAUUUUGGCCGCUUUGAUGUGAAGACGGUGAUACGGAACAUCUACAUUCUCUUCUCCGGAAGUGAGCUCCAAGUGGCCGCUGAUGAUCAAGAAAUCAUGGACUUAGUUGACCCUGCAACUCCUCUACCACCAUGGUUCUCUGAGGAAGAUCUUGUCGCCUAUGCAUCUUUAUAUGAGAAAUCCGGACUCCAUUUUCCAUUGCAAAUUCCAUACAGAUCCAGACGUUCAUCCGAGGAUUACCACUUAACUGAUCCAAAAAUCUCAGCUCCAUCGCUGCUUAUCAUGGGUGAGAAGGACUACUUCUUAAAGUUUCCGGGGGUCGAGGACUACUUGCGCACUGGGGCAGUGAAGCAUUUUGUGCCUGAUUUGGACAUUAAUUUCAUUGCAGAAGGGACUCACUUUGUGCAGGAACAAUUUCCAGAGCAAGUUAAUCAGCUAAUCACCAGCUUCCUGGACAAACAUGGUAUCUAA